AUGUCUGCUUCUACCAACUUGUUAGAUACCCCCAGCACCUCAACUGCAACCAACGGCAAAGCACCGACUCAGAGCGGACCUCUGUCAACCGACGUAGGCUUCCGUCCAUCGAACAAUGGGAUCGUGAAAGUGCAGCCAGCGCGUCUGGAGGAUUUGCAGCCCAGCUAUGCGCAGGUCCUCAGACAUCCCGAUGGCGAUGCCACUGUCCACGGAUGGUAUGCGUCGAUGAUCCACACUCUGGGUGAAACGAUCGGUUUCCUUGGUGCCAUCCCUUGUUGCUUCUGCUGUCCCAACCCUUUCAAACCCAUCGAACAGGGUGAAGUUGGCUUGGUUACGCGAUUUGGUCGCUUCGAACGUGCCGUUGACCCGGGUCUCGUCAAGGUCAAUCCUCUCAGCGAACAUUUGACAACGGUCGACGUGAAGAUCCAAAUCGUCGAGGUUCCCCGACAGGUCUGCAUGACCAAGGAUAAUGUCACCUUGAACCUGACCUCCGUGAUCUACUACCACAUCACCUCCCCACAUAAGGCUGCCUUUGGUAUCACAAACAUUCGCCAGGCGCUCGUUGAACGGACACAGACAACGCUUCGUCACGUUGUGGGAGCUCGUGUAUUGCAGGAUGUCAUCGAGCGCCGCGAGGAGGUUGCUCAGUCGAUUGGGGAGAUCAUCGAAGAAGUUGCUGCCGGCUGGGGUGUUCAGGUUGAAUCUAUGUUGAUCAAGGAUAUCAUCUUCAGCAACGAACUGCAGGAGUCCCUGUCAAUGGCUGCGCAAUCUAAGCGUAUUGGAGAAAGUAAAGUGAUCGCCGCCCGCGCAGAGGUGGAAUCAGCCAAGCUUAUGAGAACCGCCGCCAACAUCCUCUCCUCUGCCCCCGCCAUGCAAAUCAGAUAUCUUGAAACAAUGCAGGCAAUGGCCAAGACUGCCAACAGCAAAGUCAUCUUCCUACCAGCUAUCAACCAGACCGUCCAAGACCAACUCAGAGCCGCUGACGCGGUCGGCGAAGGCCCGAGCCAAUAUGGCCAGUCAAUCGAAACAGACACUGACGGGUUUCAACAGGCAAUGAAGGCCCACAUUGUCGAGGAUAUCUAA
Paracoccidioides brasiliensis Pb18 is the source of this 1083-nucleotide messenger RNA. RefSeq lists its product as uncharacterized. Gene Ontology annotation, cellular component: plasma membrane. The record is from RefSeq and is a predicted model, not a curated record. The transcript is spliced from 3 exons. The coding region runs from base 1 to 1083 and encodes 360 amino acids.